Molecule: messenger RNA, 1950 nt
Organism: Orbicella faveolata
Lineage: Eukaryota; Metazoa; Cnidaria; Anthozoa; Scleractinia; Merulinidae
Product: T-box transcription factor TBX5-like
Biological process (GO): positive regulation of DNA-templated transcription; regulation of transcription by RNA polymerase II; cell fate specification
Cellular component (GO): chromatin; nucleus
Molecular function (GO): RNA polymerase II cis-regulatory region sequence-specific DNA binding; DNA-binding transcription factor activity, RNA polymerase II-specific
Source: RefSeq, a predicted model, not a curated record
CUGAUGUGAGCAGCAUGUGGACCCGCUGUGCCUUCCUGGAUGGGGUUACGACCUCAAGCAAUAAAACCCUAGCUUUUAAUAGAGCACAUGCAUUAACAACCUUUCGUUCAUCAAUCCACUCCAAAAUCCGCACCUGAUGUGUCCUAGUACUUCACUGAUCCUCAAUUGUAGCGUUCAUCUCAGAUAAGCGCAUCACUUUUGCGCGUGCAUGGUCGCGAAGACCGACUUCGAAUGAAAAGAUCGUUUUCCAGCCUGCAAAAUUCUAUACUCCGCUAUUGACAAUGUGCCGUCAAUUAACUAAUUAAUGGUCAAGGGAUAUGUUCCAGCCCUUGGCACGAAUUUUAAGUUGCACGUAUGCGGAUUGGGCCAUCUAGCACAAGAACAUCACUAGAGAACACAUCAUCAAGCGACGCAAAUCAGCAGUCAAAUCUAGGCAGCCAAACUCGACCUUUUAUCGGAUAUUAACUCCGUGUUAUGGACAGUUCUGGAUUUCUGUCUCCUAAGGCGAACGCUUUUUCUAUUGCACACUUGAUCGACAGAGCACAACUCGCGGACUUAGCAUUUUUGCGCCAGAAUCCGAACUACCACUGGAACUCGCAAAUACUGCUUCGCGAAAUGGAAGAGCGCCUCAUGAACGUAGGAACAGGGAAGAGAGCGCCCAUGAGAGGGGUAAAUAACCAGCAGCUAAUGCCGGAGGAGUCGGACGAAGAAAGCGACGCAGGUAACUCCCCUGCCUCGAGUCCUCCGCCAGUCCAAUCUUCUUGCUCGCAAGCCGCCGCGUCAAGGUCAUUAUGCAACGGACUGAUAAAUGCACGAGUAGACUUGGAAAUGAAGAGCUUGUGGGAGGAAUUUCACUCACUGGGAACAGAGAUGAUUGUGACAAAAGCGGGAAGACGUAUGUUUCCUACUUUCCAAGUACGCUUACAAGGAUUGGACCCCUCGUCCAAGUACAUCCUAAUGAUGGACUUUGUACCUGUGGACGACAAACGUUAUCGCUAUGCGUUUCACAGCUCCAAGUGGCUGGUAGCAGGAAAAGCAGACUCCAGUGUACCCGGGAGAGUACACAUUCACCCUGACUCACCCUGUACUGGACAGCAAUGGAUGAAACAAAUCGUGUCUUUUGACAAACUCAAACUGACCAACAACCUCAUGGACGACAACGGACAUAUUAUCCUCAACUCGAUGCACAAGUACCAGCCUCGAUUCCACGUGAUUCUCGACGAAUCAGAGAAAGGAAGCUCUAGAGCAAAUCUCCAUGAAAUGAACAAGGAUCACCUGCGCACCUUCAUCUUUGCUGAAACGCAGUUCAUGGCCGUCACAGCUUAUCAGAACCACAUGAUAACCCAGCUCAAGAUUGCCAGCAACCCUUUUGCUAAAGGCUUCCGGGACUGCGACCCCGAUGACUGUGUAAUGGAAGUCAUGAAGCAACUUGACCAAGGAGAAAUAGCAGCGACAGCUCGUGCCAGGUUACAUGGAGACAUGGUAGCUCAGAGAAACGAGGUCCAAGUACCUCGUCCUCAGGCCCCCCGGCCAGUGCCUCCUGCUAUGAAUCCAGCUUUUUCGUAUCCUGGUCCGUAUGAAAACAGAGGAACUCCGCUGACCCACGUUCCCAGAAGCCUUCCUAAUUCUUCGCCGCCAGGAGGAUACCUUCCCAUGAUGCCCCAAAUGAUGGGACACGUGGGACCUAGUCCGAUGUCGCCGACAUCUCCGACCAGCCCUGGAUAUGGUCAGCGUACUUACCAAUCUCUGCGCAUGCACAGGGCAAUGCCAUAUCCCACAAGGCAAAGCAGGUCUUCUUCUAGCGAUGAAAGUAUCCAAUAGUAAAUGCACUAGUAAUUUAAAAAUUGGAUUGAAACUGGAUUUUACGAAGAGAACUUUUCAAAGUAGAAGUUUCUCAGACGAUUGUUUUUGUACAUAUACAAAUUUAAUAAAGAAUUUGUUUUCAAUUUA